Molecule: messenger RNA, 734 nt
Organism: Paralichthys olivaceus (Japanese flounder)
Lineage: Eukaryota; Metazoa; Chordata; Actinopteri; Pleuronectiformes; Paralichthyidae
Source: RefSeq, a predicted model, not a curated record
GGGCUCAUCCGCAGAGAUUCCCCCUGCUGAGGCUGUUCUAUCAAGCAUCAGGCCGGCAACAGUCAACAUCUGUCAACAUGGAGUGUCCAGAACCACUCCAGACCGUUGUGUUGCCAUGACGAGCGAGGAGGAGGAGGGCCCCAGCGUUGCAACAUCAGCGGCACCGACGGCGACGGCAAUCUCCAGGGUAACAACAGCCAUAGCUGGAGGCGACAGCGAUGACGCCGUCACGUCCUCCUCCCCCCGCGGUCCUUCCCCGUACCACCUCCCGUGUCCCGAGGAAAAGGAAGAGAAAGAGGAGGAAAUAGAGGAGGAAGGGAUUAUUCUAGAAGAAGAAAGGAUUGAGGAGGAGGAGGAGGAGGAGGUCGUGGAGUGUGAUGAAGAUGACGCCAGCAGUGACACCAGCGUGUUAAUAGUGCCCUACCCCGAGCUGGUGCCGGUAGUUUUCUUCUGCCUCAAGCAGACAACCUGCCCUCGAAGCUUGUGCAUCCGCAUGGUCUCCAGCCCAUAUCCUUUUUCCUCCGUGAAUCCUGAUGAAUGCAACUUGAGGGAUUAUCCUCCUUCGAUAUCUUCACUCAUCAUCAUUUUAACAUCUCUCUAUUUCCAGGCCAUAAAGAAAACAUUAAGAAGCCUUGUCUCACUCAAAAGUUUAAUUUCCCAUUAGUCUGUGAUGGAUUAAGGUGUGAAUCAUUUCUGGCUUUUUUCGAUGUUUCACCUCAUCUGACAAAUUCAGA